Messenger RNA from Paracoccidioides brasiliensis Pb18, 750 nucleotides. RefSeq lists its product as uncharacterized. Bases 1 to 750 code for a protein of 249 amino acids. The record is from RefSeq and is a predicted model, not a curated record. The transcript has 2 exons.
AUGAUAAACCUCUUUCUGGGCCUUCCAACACCAAUAUAUUUGCAACAGAAGCAGCCCAAAUACAACAUCCUCUGGAGACAAGAUCCAUAUCAUCGGAGCCCUGUCCCGGCCAAAUAUCUCCAUGGCCAAGAUCACGCUCUAUACCAAAAUUGGAGACAAGAAGCCGCACGUGUAAGGACCAUCCAAUAUGCAGCAGGACUUGCUUCAGUCAGUGCAAAAUUGAGAGCGAAUCAAUGUGAAACUUGCGCUGCUGAGCGGACUCUACCAGACAGGACACCCCGCAUCACACCGGAUCGGGCACGACAGGACUUAAGUGGCGGCCGUUUGCCGUUGCCAUCUCCAGAUGCGCUUCUGCCGCAGGUGACGUAUCAGCGCUGCUUAACGGACGGGUACACGCUGCUACAAAAAGGGCCUUCAUGUGCUUAUAGUCUCCAGCAAUCUAUCUCGUCCACUCAAUCUCUCAUUCAUCUACUAUUUUCGACGUUUUGCAAAAUCUUCUGUGCCAAUUCGACCUUGAUAUCAGUCAACAUGCCUGGAUCACUUCUCGACUAUGUCUUCAACAAAGCUCUUUCUAAGAGCAUCCCCUUCUACAUCACCGAGUCUGGCUCCGGCUUCAAGCGCCUCACUGGGGCCACCGAUACGCAAGUGAGGAGGAAUCUUGCUCUUUCAGAGACCAAAGCGGCCUUUGAGGGAGGCAAGCUCUUCACGGACGACAACAUAAACGCCAUGGAUCAGAUCACCAUCUCAUAA